Messenger RNA from Volvox carteri f. nagariensis, 1785 nucleotides. RefSeq lists its product as uncharacterized. The transcript has 8 exons. The coding region runs from base 1 to 1785 and encodes 594 amino acids. The record is from RefSeq and is a predicted model, not a curated record. NCBI's taxonomy places the organism in Eukaryota, Viridiplantae, Chlorophyta, Chlorophyceae, Chlamydomonadales, Volvocaceae.
AUGGCAAAAUUACUUCAAAUGCAAGUAAGAAUCUUACCUAAACAUCAGAACGGCAGCGAGGUGCAUAAUGACACAAUCGGCGUUGCGAAAGUUGCUUUUCACGGCGCAAUGUAUAUGUGCCUGUUGAUGGCGCUUGAAUCUGACCAGCCUCUAGCAGCGCCACUACUAAAGGGCGGCACUUUAAGGCGGGGGACGGAGAGCAGCAAGGAAAUCUCCAGUCUCAUCCUGCGGCCAACUGCAAAGUGCAGAUGGGGAAAGUACUCUCAUCCUUUGUGCGGGCUGAACUUUACUAAGGCUUCUAUAGAACCUGUGGCGAAGAGUGUCACAGAUAUCACCUCGUUGUUUCAAGGCAUUGGGUUGCCUGAUGGGGCGUGCGUCUUUAACCCAGCUGUUGUGCACGUCGCCGGCCGGAUCUACUGUCUGUUCGCGAGGGUCUACCUAGCAAAGGACCCUUUCAGAAGAUGUAGGCUUGGAUACCUGGACCGGUCACCAUUCCUUGAUGGCUGGAGGGGACGCUCCACAAAUGUGCUGGCUGUCAUCCGGCUCUACCGGCGGCAGGACAGUCGCCAAUUGCAGGCCAAGUUGCUGGGCUACUCCUAUUUGGGGCACUCAAAUCAUGAGGACGGUCGUCUAUUCAAGGACAAGCAUGGCAGGCUCUUCGCGUACUUGGCACUACCCUUGGGCGCCCCUCCUAAGCGCGCAGUGAUCAACACUGUCUCCCGCGUCCUCAUCCGUUGUACCCGCGCAUCCGACAACUGCACCGUGUCGCUCGGCUAUCCCAGGCUCUUGUCCUAUUUCGGCGAAAGCGUCAUGGACAAAAACUGGGUGCCAUGGAACGGAACUGCGCUCAUGUCCUACUCGCAUUACGGGACGUUCGGACCACACUCCGUCUUCAAUUGGAGCUCUUACGACGAGCCCACUUUCCACACCGGGUUCGACUUUGUUGCUGAGGACUCGGUGUUUCCCAUGUUUGCAGCCCGCUAUGGCAAACUGAUGCACCUAUCCGGGGGCUCGCCGGCCAUCAUGGAGGACGGUGGCCAGUCGUUUUUGGCAGUGGGACACCUGAAGGCGCACCCGGGGUGCUUCCAUCCAGAGGUGACACCCGAGUGGUUCAACAGGUCCCUCUCCAGUACGAUGUACAGCCAAGUCCAGAGCCGGUGUGCCCAUCUGGCGUCCACCAGCAACACCGCGCAGAAGCAGGUGGAGCUCGGGGUGGCUUUCACUUUCGGGCAAGGAGCUGGUGUGGGUAUUCACUAUCCUCUGGAAUACGCCUUCUUCUUCUACAGGUUCAGUGCCACCCCUCCGUACAACAUGACCCACAUCAGCUACGGCUUCAUUCCCUUCAUCGGUGGUCACGCCUCGGAGCACACCGGCAUCGUGUUCCCCAUCGGCCUGGAGCGCCUCGGCCCAUCUGACUACAUCGUCACCUACGGCGACUCGGACCAGGCCAGCAAGAUCUUGCUCAUCGCAGCCAGCCAGGUGAACGCCAUGCUGUGGCCGCUGCCCGAGAUCCAGGAGCGCCUGGACGACUACACCGUUUGUGGUAAUAUGGUGGGAUGGUGCCUCCGACGUGACAGCCUUAUUACCCUGCACACAAAGCCACACACGCUAUGUGCUCUGGCGUCAUUCUCCCUAUCAUCACCUUCAAAGGAAUACAGCUGCAUUUCCUACUUGAUUGCUGUAGUAGCUGCUUCAGUAAAGGGGAGGCCUAUGACGGAUAAGGUAGGCAAUGAGAACAAAGGACGUCUGGUAAAGGAGUCCGGCAUGAGGGGCGAAAUGGUGUGA